AUGCUAUUUGAAUCAACCCUGGGCAUGCUGAGCCCGGAACCUCCUCCUGAUAACGAACCCGUCAGACGGCCCGUGGAGAGGAUCAAGAAGACGUUGCGGAAAUACACGAGCAAACUCCAACUCCGCCGAGCCUCUGCCAGCACGGACGAACCAGCCUGGGACUCCGUGUUUGCAGACGAUGCCUCGGACCCCCCAAGAUACAGCCGGUUGCGCAUGCUGGAUGAUUACAGGUGGCCCGUCUGCGAGCCCCUCGAGGUCCUGGUGCUCAGCAACGAGCACUCGUCCACGCCGAGACGCUUCAGCUGCCAAGUGAUGACGAUACCAACCCGUGCUGCCGCUGCAGCGUCCUCCUCCCUGUCCUCCUCUUGCCUCGACGACAGGGAAGAAAGUCUUGACAGGCUCAUCACCUUGCCUUGCGGCCACAUCUACCACCCGGCCUGCCUGCAGAGCGAGCUGCGACGACACGCCUAUGCCCGCUGCCCGCGUUGCCAGCACACAUUACACUAUCGACUGUGCCACCACCGGGUGCACAUUCCAUAUUUCGCGCCGGGAACCGCGAUCCAUCCAGACGAGCUAGACGGCGCAUGCCGAUGCUGCGCACCUUUUCCUUUUAUGCAGCACGUCAUGGCAGAAAGGGGAGAAGGCGCUCAAAGUGGUGACGGGAUGCUCAGUGCGAUCCUUUCUUCAACAACCACCAAAGACAAGGAUCAUGGGCACAAUAAUAACAACAACAACAACGGCCACAAAGGGCAACAGCCAUCAGCCGACGUCGGCGGCUUCUCCGUCUCCAAGGACGAGGACGCCGGCGCCGCCGACUUUGGCUGGCACUGGUGGGCGCUGAGCGUGUUCGAGGGCGGCGCCGAGCGGUUCCUGGCGGAGCGGGCGGCACUGCAACGGCGGCUGCUGAGGGUGUGCGCCGGGGGCCACGAGCGGGAAAGGCGAGUCGCCGUACUAAUCCUCGACACACUCUGGUUGGUAUACGCGCACUUGCGGGCGCACAAGGGCCUCGAAUGGCCGCACGCGCUGCGUCUCGUCGGCCCCAUUGCCUACGAGGAGGCCGCCGCCUCGUGCUGCAGGACAGCCGAGCAGCGUGGCGUUGACGUUUGGGCCGGCCUGUUGGAUAUGAUGGUUGAGCGAAUGCACUUUCUGCCACACAAGGCAUUCCACCUCCGCGGCGCCACGCUGUGGCAGCCCUACGAGCUCAUACCCUUUCAACCCUAUUAUCCCAUGGUGGAAGACUUGACAGAUGGCGCUGUCUGA
Messenger RNA from Pestalotiopsis fici W106-1, 1260 nucleotides. RefSeq lists its product as uncharacterized. The transcript is spliced from 2 exons. Lineage: Eukaryota; Fungi; Ascomycota; Sordariomycetes; Amphisphaeriales; Sporocadaceae. The record is from RefSeq and is a predicted model, not a curated record. Bases 1 to 1260 code for a protein of 419 amino acids.